ACCAUCAGUGUUUGAUUAUCAUCGAUCAUUCUACAUGGGAGUUCAGCUCAGGAAAGGUUGUGUUUUUCCUCAGCGGAUAAAGUCAAACUUUGACGUCACACUUGUAAUCUCGUUGAGGGCUCGGCGGCGGGUUUAUCUCUUCGGGGGCUCUUUACUCUGAUUGCUGUCAAAGGGAAGGAGGAGACGCUUACAAACGCGCAACAUUGAGAAAAUCGGAAUUAUUUUUCUUCGGUGCAAUAUGUAGUGAUUUUUUCAGUUUCUCUAGAUUUGCAAAUAUUUAAAAAAUGUAAGGAUUUGACAUUUGGAUUUGUCCAGUAGUUUGCCAUAAAAUAGGAGGGCAAAAGCCAUGGACUCAUAGCUAGUGAAGUGAUGAUUGCACACAACAGCUUCUCUGUGAUUCUUUUUAUUCAUUUUUUAGCAGCUCAUAUGUUUGCUUGGAAAUCAUGGGUCAAGCCCCGAGUGCCGCGGAUAAGGAAGUGACUCUCCAACACAUCCAGGAGCUCUACCGCAAGUUUGCAAACCAAUGUCCGAGUGGGAACCUGCACCUGCACGAAUUCAAGAAAAUCUUUGGAAUCAACCAGAACUCCACGGCAGAAGAAUCUGCGUACACGGAAAAUGUGUUUCGGUCCUUUGACACCAAUCGGGACAGCAUGUUGGACUUCAUGGAGUACGUGGCGGCGGUGCAUCUGGUCCUUCGUGGGAAACUGGAGGACAAACUGAAGUGGUCUUUUAAAGUUUAUGACAGAGACGGAAACGGCUGCCUGGACCGAGAGGAAGUGAGACACGUCGUCAAAAUCAUCUACGCAAUAAAGAAGCACAACAAUCCGAGCAUCACGGGAAAUAUCGAGGACAUCUGUGACCGAAUAUUUCAUUCAGUGGACAAGAAUAACGACAGCCAGAUAUCUUUGGAGGAAUUCAUCGAGGGGGCUGAGAGGGACCCCUGGGUGAUGGACCAGCUCAAGUUGGACAUCCAGCCCUGUGAUUGGUUCAUUGAACAGCAGGAGAAGAAUCCCUGAUUGGAGACUGAGUGACAGUGAUGCUCCGCCUCCAUUGUUUGUUUGUUUACACACCUCAGCGAGGACGUCUUUGGUUGUGAGACGUCCCGACUGCUUCCAGCUGCAGGACGCAGACACACAAACGUCUUUCCCAGUCUUGUCCUGCAAAAGGUUUUUCAACUCAGGAAGCUGUUAAGCUGAAACCUGCAAAAGACAAUAUCUCCAAAUCUUAAUAGUUCAGUAAAUCAUAUGUGCUACUGGAAGGUGAACUUUGUUUCAAGAAUGAUA
Molecule: messenger RNA, 1283 nt
Organism: Gasterosteus aculeatus aculeatus (three-spined stickleback)
Lineage: Eukaryota; Metazoa; Chordata; Actinopteri; Perciformes; Gasterosteidae
Product: guanylyl cyclase-activating protein 2
Biological process (GO): visual perception
Cellular component (GO): cone photoreceptor outer segment; photoreceptor inner segment
Molecular function (GO): calcium sensitive guanylate cyclase activator activity; calcium ion binding
Source: RefSeq, a predicted model, not a curated record